Lasiosphaeria miniovina is the source of this 2574-nucleotide messenger RNA. RefSeq lists its product as uncharacterized. The transcript is spliced from 5 exons. The coding region runs from base 1 to 2574 and encodes 857 amino acids. Lineage: Eukaryota; Fungi; Ascomycota; Sordariomycetes; Sordariales; Lasiosphaeriaceae. The record is from RefSeq and is a predicted model, not a curated record.
AUGGCUACCACCGGAUCCCACAACGUGAACAAACCCACAGACAUCAAACAGAAGGAGGCGGAUGUCAACCGCAAACUCCAAAUCUACGGCAUCGUCAAUGCAUUCCAGAACGGCAAGGUUCCUUCGAACGACCAGAUCGAUGUCGCCCUGAACAGCUUCCUCGAGUCUAAGGCACUCGCGAGCCCCUCGGACAAGCUCUCCACUGAAGGCAAGGCGCUCGUAGCCGACGUAAGAGAUGUUGUCAAGCAGGCCAAACACCUACUCCUAUCCAAGAAUGAGGGCAACCUGCUCCAGGACUUCAUUUGGCAAACCCAGCAGUUUGACACCAAAGUUGUUUCGGUUCCCGGAGCUCCCGUCGAUAAGGAGACGGCCCAGCAGCAUGGCAACCAGGCGCUCGAGGGGCUCCGCACGCUGGGCACCCUGAUCAUCACUAACGGCCAGUUCCGAAAGUUGCUCAAGGAUGCCACCAUCCUCAUUCGUGACAUGGCGGGCGAUGCCGCAACUAAUGCCGCCGCUCGCGUCAAGCCCUCAAACGAAGAUCUUUCCCAGAUCGACAAACCUGCCGAGGACAACACAUGGCACGAAGCUCCCGACUUUCAAAAGUCCAAGGAAACCAUGAAGAGCAAGGUUCAAAGGGUAUACAAGGGCAACCCCAAGGAAGAUGCCAAGGCCAUCGUCAACGAAGGCACGUCAGCCGCCCACCCCUCGGGAUCAUCGGACCCUCGGGACCUAGCAUCUGCUGCGGCUCAGGAUCGUCAGAUCGGAGCUUCAUCAGGAGUCGACACCCAGGGCAGUGCUUAUGCUGCCGCCGACACCGCAAAGCGCCGUGUGGAAACCAACCUUGACGACGAGACCAAGGAGAAGGCACGAACCAAGGCCGACGAGUAUCGGGCCCGCACCAAGGCCUAUUUCUCUAAAAAGAUGCCUCAGGAACGCCGUGACCAGACCGUCUGGCGCCUCAAGAAAAUGGUCCUCGAAUGCCAGCAGCAUCCCGAUUACAAUCGAGCUAUUAAGACACUGCUCGAUCUAGCCGAGGAGUACGGUUCUCACGCGAACCGGCUAGCCAAGGGCGGUUCGGGUACCGUGCAGGACGCGCGCUCCGGUCUUGCCCAGGCCGAAGGUGACCUCAAGACGUUGAUUGAGCGGUUCGCCAACGGCACCUCGACUGAUGAUCUUUGGGCCUCGAUCAAUACGAUUUACGAGGACUCGGACAAAGACGAGGAGCUGCGCAACUGGUUCAAGUCGAUGAACCGCUACGUCAGGCGAUGCCUUCAGGAGCAGGGUUACAUCCUGGACGACGCCUCCAACGAAGAGUGGAACCGGCUCUAUGACCAUGGCAACUACCUUCUGCGUAACAAAUACCGUGCCCACACGGACCGCAUCGUAGACGAGAUCAAGUUCGUGGCCGAUCAGUUCGAUCAGGACCCGCAGAACACGGCGUUUGGCCAAUCACUUACCAAGCUAUUCACGGAUCUGGGCAACGAUGAGAACGGCAAGCCGACGUUCAAGCCCCAUCUCAUCAAGGAUCUAACAGAAGUCAUCAUUCCCGCCGUCUUCGAGAAUGUGGCCUAUAUUCCGGUCCCGCGCAUCGAGUACUCGGAUCCCCAGUUUGACGCCAUUAUCGAGAAUCUCGUACUCGAGAGUGACAACUUCAUGCCCAAUGUGCUCGAAAUUGCUAGCGAGAACUACAUGCGCUUUGGGCGCAAGAAUCUAGCAAACAAGAAUAAACACUCGAUUGAUGUCAAGGUGGCAGGCAUCCAGAUGGAUCUGCGCGACGUCAGCUACUACAUCAAGCGCAAGCAGGGCUUCCCCUCGUUGACCGACACUGGCGUUGCCAACAUCCUCCUAGCUGGGGAAGGCUUCACCUUCCGCAUGAAGAUGGCCACGGCCGAUGAGAGGGACUCGCAGAACUUCUUCAAGAUUGACAAGGUGGACGUGGAUGUCAACCAUCUCCACAUUAAGCUCGUCAAGUCCAGCCACAAGCUGCUGUUCAAUCUUUUCAAGCCUCUGAUGCUCAAGGUCUUGCGUCCCGGUCUUCAGAAGGCGCUCGAGAAGGCGAUCCGUGACCAGGCCAAGAAGCUCGACACCAUGAUGUACAACAUCAAGCUUGAAGCCGAUCGGGCGCUUGAUGAGGCCCGCGAGGACCCUGAACAGGUACCCAACAUCUACAGCCGCUACGUCUCGGCAGCCCAGAAGCAGAUACUCCUAGGCAAGCAGAAGGCGCAAGGUGCGGUGGCGGAUAAGAAGGUCAACUAUGCCAUCACUAAGGAAGACAGCAUCUUCCCCAACAUCCAUCUGCCGGGCGGCAUCAGCUCCAAGGCCACUGAGUACAAGGAGCUCGCCCGCAAGGGUGACCGUUGGGAGAGUCCCGUCUUCUCUAUCGGCAAGGCGGCGAAGAGCCGCGACAUCCCAAGCGCCCCGCGUGUCACGCGCAAGGCGCACGCCGCAAGCAGCCAGCCUGGCCUGGGCGCUCCCACGGGACAAAACAAAUAUGCCCUGAAUGGCAGCGCAGUGCCGAACAGCAAAGUGAAGCCGAGUGUCAUCACUCCUGCGACAGCAGCGGUCAGAUCUUAG